UUUAAUAAUCGAGACACUUUAGUCAUAACUUCUAAUACUUUAGUAUGGCUUAGGUUUAUUUGCUUUUAAUACUUGUAGUUAAUGAUUGAAUUGUGGUAAUUUGGUGUAAUAAUUGUUUUGUGAUGGUGUUAUAAUAUACGGAGUAUUGUAAUUUCAUAACCAUUGAUGUUGGAUUCAAGAGGUGGCGUUUUUAGUAAAGUGAGGCAUCAACUUUAUAUUGGAUGUUCAUUCCUUGUAUUGCAAAUUUUUCUGAUUGGGUUUUAGAUGCAUUCCGUUGAAGAAUCAUAUGUACUUCCUCCAUUUUCCAAAUAUUACAUCAAAAAUAAAAUCUAACAAGUCAUUACAAAAAUAUAGUUUUUGUUCAAUGUAAUCACGAAAUGUUAGUUGGUUUAUUAACUUAGGUUUCAUAACCUUUGUCACCAUUUAUUGUUUUCUAUGUAAAUGGGACUGUAUUGUAUUGAAUUUGUUAGGUGGUGUAAUAACUUAGGUUUCAUACUUUCAUGAAUAUUUCCGCAUUUUUAGGUGUGGUAGGCUAAAGUGUUAAACCCCUUAGUAUUAACUUUCAUCAUAACGGAUUUUUAAUCAUCAAAUGAAAAACAGAGAAUAUGCUUAGCUUGUAAUUAUCAGGGUUGUGGAAAGCUAGAACCUAAAGGAUGAAGCCAAUUGUUGUAUUAAAACUCAAAAUGCAAGUUUAUGGCUUCUGCCUAGCACUAUGGCUUGUUGGAGUUCUACUAAUGACAUUCAACUUCUCUAGUGGCAUAAUGGUUGUCGAUAGCAAUACAAUGACAACGACAAGUAGAAAUCUGAAGGAAAUCAGAUAUGGUUUCAAGUUUGCUCAGGUAAUUUCAGAUGGUGACGUGAGCUUGGAAGACUAUCGCCCUGUUGAUCCAAGCCCAAGUCAUUCCAAGGCUUCUGUAAAACAUGGACCUAUUCAGCAUGGUGCUCCUUCACAUCCUUACAUUCCAAAACCAAAGCCUCCGCCUCCAGCUCCUAGUCCCUUUGACCAUGAUGGAUCGCCUUAACCUGUAAAAGUCGUCAGCUUAGCAUCUGAUCUUAAGAAAGGUAAAAAAAAAAAACAUAAUGUUGUCUGAUAUUUUGAUGUUUGUAUUCUUUUCACGGAUGCCUAAUGUAUAUCUCCUUCGAGUGUAACAUCUACUUCAGAAACAAUUUGAAAAUAUGUUCUGUACUAACCCUAUGGCUGGUAGAUCAGGUGAUCUAAUUUGCUUAUGAUCAAAAUUCAUAGUUACUUGA
Messenger RNA from Chenopodium quinoa (quinoa), 1251 nucleotides. RefSeq lists its product as uncharacterized. The record is from RefSeq and is a predicted model, not a curated record. NCBI's taxonomy places the organism in Eukaryota, Viridiplantae, Streptophyta, Magnoliopsida, Caryophyllales, Amaranthaceae. Bases 654 to 1022 code for a protein of 122 amino acids. The transcript has 4 exons.